Tripterygium wilfordii is the source of this 1370-nucleotide messenger RNA. Its product is annotated as plastid lipid-associated protein 3, chloroplastic. The transcript is spliced from 3 exons. NCBI's taxonomy places the organism in Eukaryota, Viridiplantae, Streptophyta, Magnoliopsida, Celastrales, Celastraceae. The record is from RefSeq and is a predicted model, not a curated record. Bases 37 to 1209 code for a protein of 390 amino acids.
UCACUCGCUCACCGCGUACACAAAAAAAUCUCGGGAAUGGCGCUCUCCUUCAUCUCCGGCUCUUCCAUCGUCUUCUCCGACACCCCCAAAGCACUCCUUCCCUACUCCCACCUCUCCGCCAAUACCCGAUCCAUCCCCUUCCGGGUCAACCCGAAUAAGCCCCUUGCAUUCGCAACAACAAUCACACAACGCAGAGUAACCCGAUUUCCCUCUCUCCUUUUCCAGUCAUCACUCUCCAACUUCACACCAGACCCGGAAGACGACCCCUACCAGACCUCAAACAGAAACUCUGACCCAAAUCCGAGCUCCCCUUCUCCCGCGAGAGUCUCUGACGAUGAGUGGGGUGAAAAGUCCGUUAGUAUAAGGGAUGAGUGGGGCGAGAAGACCGAGCCCGAGAUCGAGACCACGAGGUUAUCGGAUUCGGAUCCUCCUAGGAAUGAGGACGAGUGGCAGGAAGAGUACGUUUCAGCGCCUAACGGAACCCCUGCGUCUGGGAAGAGCGUGAUUGUGGAGGAAGAGGACAGACUCGGGGACUUGAAGAGGGGUUUGGCGGAUACGGUUUAUGGGACGGAUAUUGGGUUCCGGGCCAGCCCAGAGGUGCGGGGGGAGGUUCUAGAGCUGGUUAAUCAGUUGGAGGCGUUGAACCCCACUCCAGCACCGGUGGAUGCCAGUGACAUUCUUGAUGGCAACUGGGUUUUGUUGUAUACUGCAUUUUCUGAGCUGUUGCCUCUUCUGGCAGUUGGUGUUACUCCACUUUUGAAAGUGAAAAGUAUUUGCCAAACUAUUGACACUAGAAAUCUCUCCAUCGUGAACUCCACAACAUUGUCCAGUCCUUUUGCCACUUUCUCUUUCAGUGCAUCGGCAACGUUUGAAGUUCGAAGUCCUUCAAGAAUCCAGGUUGAAUUUAAGGAAGGCAUCCUGCAACCUCCAGAGAUAAAAUCAAGCGUCGAUCUUCCAGGAAAUUUGGAUAUAUUUGGGCAGACCAUAAAUCUGUCGCCUGUUCAGCAGUCUCUUGGUCCUCUGCAGGAGGCAGUAGCAAGUAUUUCAAGAGCCAUUUCUGGGCAGCCGCCUCUUAAGGUUCCCAUACCAGGGAAUAGGUCCAGGUCCUGGCUUCUUAUUACGUACCUCGACAAGGAUCUUCGUAUCUCAAGAGGGGAUGGUGGUCUUUUUGUGCUAGCUAAAGAAGGAAGUCCUCUUUUAGAUCAGUAGAGGCAGGUAAGUUCUGCAAUAUGUUAAGUAUGAAUGGAAUGUAUAUUCUCCUUCACGUUUAAUGUCAAAAAUAGUAAAGGAAGAAUGUUUAUUGUAAAUGGUGAAGAUACCUUUAUUAGGAGAUUUGAGCAUGAAAAAAUUGAGCUUUUGAAGUUCCUUUA